Molecule: messenger RNA, 1776 nt
Organism: Aspergillus alliaceus
Lineage: Eukaryota; Fungi; Ascomycota; Eurotiomycetes; Eurotiales; Aspergillaceae
Product: glycosyltransferase family 31 protein
Exons: 2
Coding region: 255-1532 (425 amino acids)
Cellular component (GO): membrane
Molecular function (GO): glycosyltransferase activity
Source: RefSeq, a predicted model, not a curated record
GGGUUCUCUCCCCCAUUCUUCCUCCUUUCUCACCUCCUUUCUCCUUCGGUGGACAUUCCUCAUACCCACGUGAAUUCCACAUUGCGUUCGACGAACCGAGAGGGAAGGAAAUAACGAAAAAUGGUCCUUUGCUCCGCCAUCAAAUUGGAGGAUCGGUUAUAAUUUUUUUCUCUUUUGAUAUCGUGUCAUUUCCCCAGGUGUUCGGCGCGGAGGCUGUCCCCAGCUUCCUUUACCCUACCCCCCCGCUAGCGAGGAUGCUACCUCCUCGUCGAUUCCGUCGUCGCAUUACCGCCAUUACUGCCUGCCUUUGUCUCGUCCUCCUCUAUCACUUCUCCCGCUUCCAAUCGAGCUUCCAUGGGCGACGCCGUGUCGGUUGUCCGCCCCUCCCAGGUAUGGACGAUGUGCUGGUGGUGCUGAAAACAGGUGUUACCGAGGCAUUGGACAAGGUCCCGGUGCACUUCCGGACCACCCUGCGCUGUGUACCAAACUACAUAAUAUUCUCGGACUUUGAGGAGGAAAUCAACGGCGUGCAGGUGCAUGACGCCUUCCGGAACAUGGACCCGGACGUGAAAGGGACCGUACCCGACUUCAGUAUCUAUAACCGCCUCGUGCAGCAUGGUCGAGAGGGCCUGGAGACUGCUGAUUUCGCCGACGAGGCCAAUUCCGCUAUCGGCAAGCCCAACAAUCCUGGCUGGAAGCUGGAUAAAUGGAAGUUCUUGCCGAUGGUCCAGGAAACGCUGCGCUAUAAGAACGAUGCAAAAUGGUACGUCUUCAUGGAAGCGGACACGUAUUAUUCGUGGGGGACGCUACUUGAGUGGCUGUCGCACUUCGACGCGUCCAAGCCGUGGUACAUUGGCACUGAAACCCAAAUCGCCGACGUCAUUUUCGCUCACGGCGGCUCGGGCUUCGCCAUCUCGAAUCCGGCCAUGCAGCGAGUCGCAAAGGCGUAUGCGGAGCGCAAUGUCGAACUGAACGAGUACACGGACGCCCACUGGGCCGGAGACUGCGUCUUGGGUAAGGUAUUAGUUGACGUCGACGUGCCAUUGCACUUUUCCUGGCCGAUCCUGCAGAACACCAACAUCGGCGAACUCGACGAGUUCACGACCGCUUUCUACCGUCGACCCUGGUGCUUCCCCGCCGUCGCAUUCCACCACCUGAGCGCGCGUGACGUGCAAGAUCUGUGGAACUUUGAGCAACACCGGUGGAGCAAAAAACAGAAAACCCUUCUUCUCCACGGCGACGUCUUCAAAGAACUCAUCUACCCGAAUCUCUCUCCAUUCCGCGAUAAUUGGGACAACCUCUCCGACGAGGAACACUCCGAAAUCACCACCUUCGACGAAUGCCAAUCACUCUGCAAGGAUAAGCCGGAUUGCGUGCAGUUCUCCUUCCGCUCCGGGUCUUGUUUUACGGGGAAGACGCCGAAGCUGGGCAUGUCUAGCUCGGAGGCGCGGUCCGGCUGGGUGAUGAAGAAGGUUGAGGCGAUGUUGCACGAUGCGCCGGCUUGUUCGAGUGUGGAGUGGGGAGCAGAGUGAUUUUACAAAUUCCUUUCCCCCCUGUUUCUCUUUCUCGUUUCUGAAUUCUUCGACACAUUGGUGGUGUAAAGUAUUGGGCGGUUCGCAGGUCGAACGUGGGUGAUGGGUUGGAGUAUACUUGUAUUCUCUUCGAGCUCAAUGCUGACCGGCAAGAUAUACGCUGGUCAGGUUGAAAUUGUACUAUAGACUACACUUCUCGCUGUGCUCAUCUUGUUUUGAUAUGUUUCUCUGGGCGGGGUGGGGA